Messenger RNA from Sesamum indicum (sesame), 1007 nucleotides. Its product is annotated as NAD(P)-linked oxidoreductase superfamily protein. Lineage: Eukaryota; Viridiplantae; Streptophyta; Magnoliopsida; Lamiales; Pedaliaceae. The record is from RefSeq and is a predicted model, not a curated record.
UUUGUGCUGUAUUAAUUAAUACCAUGAUGUAGGUAUGUAUGUAUGUAUGUAUGUAUACAUAGGUUUGACCAAAUGCUGAAAUUAAGGUCAUACACUUUUAACAAUAUCAUGUAUAUAGGGAAGCUGAAAAUCUGCCACGUCAACCACCCCACAGCCACUGAAAAUUCUGAGCACCAAAUCCCCAGAAAAACACUUCAACUACCAACUGUUCAUCUCAAACGGAUAAACCAUGGCCAUGGCCACCACCACCACCUCCGCCACCUGCACACCCUUCUCCACCGCCGCGACCCACCACCAGUCCUCCUCCUACACAAUUAGCAAACUACCCUUCACAAGAGCCCCCUCCAACUCCCCCCGCCCACUCACCAAACUCAACGUGUCAUCAUCCUCCAAGCCCGUCGCCGCCGCCGCCACCACCACCACCAAGAAAAAGGAAGAAACCAUCUAUUUCGACGGCGGAGCUCACUACGGAGACCUCUUGGCGAACCUGCUCCUGGGCUUCACACUUCUCUGGCUGCCGUUAACUCUGGCGGCCGUUUUCCGGGCAUUCUACCUGAGGUACAGAUUCACAAAUCUGAGGGUGACAGUCAUAUCCGGGCUGACGGGUCAGGACAGAAGCGACUUCUCGUAUGACGUGAUCAAGGACGUGCAGGUGGUGCCCAGAUUUAUUGGUGAGUGGGGUGAUGUUAUCAUAACCCUGAGAGAUGGAACAAAGGUGGAUCUGAGGAGUGUUCCUAAGUUCAGGGAGAUUGCAAAGUACUGUUUGGCUAUGGCUGAUAAGCCUGCUGUUUUGAAGGAGACUGGCCCUAAAGGCUUCUGAUCAGCUAUUCAUUUACUCAUAGUUUUUGCACUCAACAAGGUAUGUAAAAAUAGUGAAAUUAACAUGAUUUUGUUCACAUAAUUUAGUGUUUUAUCCGUGAAAUUGGAAUUUUGUUUUUGUUUUCUUUGUGUAAUUGGAGGUGUUUAUUAGACUUUUAUGUUGUAUACUCUUGAUUAAAUAUUGCUUA